Molecule: messenger RNA, 1430 nt
Organism: Venturia canescens
Lineage: Eukaryota; Metazoa; Arthropoda; Insecta; Hymenoptera; Ichneumonidae
Exons: 4
Coding region: 146-907 (253 amino acids)
Cellular component (GO): membrane
Source: RefSeq, a predicted model, not a curated record
UCUGCCUUAAGUUGAACCCGUGGUCGGUCUCAGAUUUUCCUCGCUUAUCUGGGAGCUUGAGUGCACGAAAAUUUGGGGAAGAAUUGGAAUCACUCGGUCGUUGAGAAGUGAGAAUUCGUGAAAAUCUGAUUGAAUCGAACGAAAAAUGUCGGGAUUUGGGAGCUUUUGGCCUGCGGCAAUCGUGAUUUUUUUGCUCAGAAGCAAUUUUGGUGUUUGUGGAAAUCUUCGACAGGAUCCGAAAGAUCCUUGGCGUGGAUUGUCGAUGACCUGUAACGGCGACGAUCCAAAGAACACUUCGAUCUCGUGCCACGGCAUGAGAAUCGUCAAACGUGUUAUUCAACAAUUGUUGGACAGUGCAACGACCAAUGUGGAAAUUACUAGCGGAGUGAGCCUCGUUAACAGUGAAGAUGGCGGAGCUGCUGUCCGGAGGGCGAGGAAUCUCAAAGGAUUUGGAAAAAUGGGACCGAUCUUGGGACUCCUCGAAGGGAAGGAACUCAGAGUCAAGCUGCCCAGUCUGAUGCCAGCGAAUCUGGAGUCAGCGAUCAAGGAUAGUUUACCAACAGGACGCGGAAGUGGAGGCGGAGGAUUCGGUGGUGGGAAGAAAGGAGAUAACGGUCUUCUCAUAAUGGCUGUCAUGAUGGGAAAAAUGAUGGCGGCCAUUGGUUUCGGGAGUUUGGGAAUGUUAGCGAUGAAAGCUCUCAUGGUUUCGUCUUUGGCUCUCAUGUUGUCCCUCAUAGUAGCAGCUAAGAAAUUCGCCAGCAGUCAAGAUUCCGGUGGCGGUCAUCACGUGGUCUAUGCUCAGGAAUCUGGUCACCAUCAUAGCAAGCGAAGUGUCGAUUUCGACGAUCCUGAAUUUUCGCCGUACAGUGGUUAUGCCAGUCUUUAUGGAAUCUCAAGAUUCUCGUGAUGCGAGACACUUUGCAACGAAGACUGACGCGAUGGACACACGACGACGUACAGACAGAAACACGGUUCCUUAUACUAAUGGUUACAAUAACGAGACAUGUGGGGAGAAAGGAGUUUUGAUUUCGACGACUUCCAGCACACGGAUCAACUAAUCAUUCAUUCUCAUUUUUCCACUCUCUUUCUCUCUCUCUCUAUUUCUUUCCAUUUCUCUGUCAUCUCAUAUUCCUUUCCUACGAUUGUAAAUCUUCUCUAAAUUAUUUAUUGCAUUAUUUAUUUAUCCUAUCCAUUGUUACCCAUUAUAAUCCGUCGUGAAAAAGCAAAUAAAUUAUUCUUUGUUACACAUUCGAUUGCACCAUGAAAAUGACCUUUCGACAGCUUCCACGUCCCUGUGAUUCACGACAAUCGUUGUAUCUCCGGAAAAAAAACCAUAGAGAAUUGCUAGAGAUUUUUCACGAGAAGAAAAUUCUAUGAAUUCUUUAUGGUCUCGAGGUAGCCGGAAAUCAAGUAAAAACAUGACAAACGCU